This is a messenger RNA of Erinaceus europaeus (western European hedgehog), 3046 nucleotides long. RefSeq names its product golgi membrane protein 1 (gene GOLM1). The record is from RefSeq and is a predicted model, not a curated record. Gene Ontology annotation, cellular component: Golgi apparatus. The transcript has 11 exons. The coding region runs from base 200 to 1480 and encodes 426 amino acids. Lineage: Eukaryota; Metazoa; Chordata; Mammalia; Eulipotyphla; Erinaceidae.
GCCCGGGCCGCGCCUCCUCGCGCUCGUUCGCGGCGCCGCGGGCGCUGCCCGGGGGCGGGGACUCGCGCCACUGAGCCCCGAGCCGCCGAGCCGAGUGGAGUUCGGUGUCGGCGGCGGAGGUGGCGGAGCGGCACCGGCGGCUCGGAACGAGGGCUGGGCAGCGCCGAGCAGCCGCAGGAGCCGUGGCUGGAGAAGAGUAAUGAGAGGCACCCUGUGCUGUCAAGAGAAGCUUCCCAAUGUGCUCAGCCUGGCCUUUGAGAUGAUGGGACUGGGAAACGGCCGACGCAGCAUGAAGUCUCCACCCCUCUUGCUGGCCGCGCUGGUGGCCUGUAUCAUCGUUUUGGGCUUCAACUACUGGAUCGCCAGCUCCCGGAGCGCCGAUCUUCAGACCAGGAUCAUGGAACUGGAAGGUAGGGUCCGCAGGGCAGCUGCAGAGAGGGGUGCCGUGGAGCUGAAAAAGAAUGAGUUCCAAGGAGAACUGGAGAAGCAGCGGGAGCAGCUUGACAAAAUCCAGUCCAGCCACAACUUUCAGAUGGAGAGUGUCAACAGGUUAUACCAGGAUGAAAAGGCAGCUUUAGUGAAUAACAUCACUGCUGGAGAGAAGCUCAUCAGAACCCUGCAAGACCAGCUAAAGGUCCUGCAGAAGAACUAUGGCAAACUACAGCAGGAUGUCCUCCAGUUCCAGAAGAACCAGACCAACCUGGAGAGGAAGUUCUCCUAUGACCUGAGCCAGUGCAUCAAUCAGAUGAAAGAGGUAAAGGAGCAAUGUGAAGAGAGAAUAGAAGAAGUCACCAGAAAGGGGUUAGCUGCAGCUUCCAGAGACCUGGUGCAACAAAAAGACCAGAACCAGAAGCUCCGAGCCUCCAGUGACCCCCAGCCUGGGCAGCAGGAAGCAGGCCUGUCUCCAAAGGAGCCCCAAGGGAAAGAGAAGGUACCAGGCCAGGGGGAGCCCCACACACCAGCCCCCAGCUCUGAAGUGGCUGUGGAUUUGAAGAGACAAGGUGAGAAAGCUAACUCUGUUCCAGGCACAGAGGAAGCCAACAUGAUUCAGGAGGAGGAGUUCCAGAGGGACAGCCUCCCGCUGUUGCAGGAGGCAGGUCCCAGGCAGGCUCUGGAUGGAGACAGACAUGCGGACAGAAGGAAUGUUGGACAAGCUGGCGACUUUGGCCGGACCUCACAGGUACCAGCUGUCGUUUUGGCAAGCCAGGAGAAUCAGGACAUGGAGGCCCCCGAGCGGGACCAGCUGGUCAUCCAGGAUGGGCAGGAGGAGCUGCACACAGUGGAGGAAGAGAGAAACCUACAAAGAGCGGGAGGUGGAGAUGACUACAACUUGGAAGAAAACGAGGCAGAAUCUGAAACAGACAAGCAGGCAGCCCUCACAGGGGACGACAGAAACAUAAACGUCCUUAACACUGAAAAUCAGAAAAGAAACAUGAUACAUUUACUUGAUCAGCAUGGAAAGAGGAAUCACACACAAUGAAUCAAACUGGAACCCCACAUUUUAUGUCAGGAUUGAACUGACCAAAACACUCACGAGGGACUGAAUACUGUGAAAUGAACUUAAUAUAAAGAUGAUUCUUGUGGAGUUUUAGUAUGUGCUUUAUGUAGGAAAAUGAGAUGCUGCGUAGACUUUUUAGGGGGGUACUUUUGAAGUGUCUACACCAAGAUGUCAAUGUUUGUUCAAUUCUUUGGCUAAUAGGUAUUUCAUGGGAAGAUCAAGACCAAAAAUAUUAGAACACAAGUUCUUUAAGUAUAAUGACAAAGAUGCUUCUUAUUCAGGAGUCUAACUUUGUUGAAAAAUAAAUAAAUAAAAACCUGCAGGUUCUGAAGCAAAGAUCUGCCUCACUUAGAGAUCUUGGAUUAAUGCCUUCUUGGCUCCCUCUGGAGAAAAUUCUCUCAUCAAGCCUUGCUGAGUGAUGGAUUGAAUACCAGCUUGUUAUUUCUACUUUUUCCAGGUCAGCACUGAACUGACUAUUGGUUGAUGUUCUCCUGUGAACCACUAUAGGUUCACCCAGAGCACUGACUGUGUUAAUACAGACACCACUAGCAACAGUUAAACAAGUCUUAAUGCAGAAGGAUUUUGUGCAGGAGUUACAAAUGACACCUGACUUGUAUAAAAUGCUUGUCAUUAACGUAGAACAGUUUAAAGUUACUUGUCAUUUGAAUACAUAUCUAUAUUCACUUAAUAUGUGGUAUAGCAAAGCAAAAUCUUUGGUAAUACAUUUUUAUUACCAAGAAAAGCCAAGUAAAUUUUAUUACCAAGUAAAUCAGACUUUCGAUGCAACUGGGGCCAAAGCAGAGCUGAUGUGGGCACCUGAAGCAGAGUCGACAGAGCACUGGGGCCGGUGUUGGGUGGACAAACUGCCUACUUAACAUCUAGAAGCUAGACAUUGGAGAUACAGUGUUAUAAACUGGGAAUACUUAGAAAAGCAGUAACUGUUUACAUUCAGCUGGUGAUAAAUGACUGUUAGAAAACUGAUUUGAAAAUUAAAUGUUAACCUGUAAAUGACUGGAUCAUAAUUCACCUUGAUGCCUGACAUCAGGUCUGAUACAAGCUGGUUCUUAGUGUCUAAAUAGACGCUGGUCAGUCUUGCAAAUGACAGUGACUGGAAUAUUGUGAUCCGAAGUCACAUUAUUUUCUAUGAGGCUGUGCUUACUAGAAUACAUUUGGGGCCACAGGACUGGAGAUGCAGGGAAUGAGGCCAUUUGGUAUAGCCCUGGUUUUAGAGAGCCGGGGUCUAGAGAAGUUGGGGAGCUCAUUCUGGCCGUACAGCCAGGUGUCUGACCUCAGACUGAGAGGACUCACUGCGUGCACCCUGACAUUCACUGAAGAUAGGACCCGUGUUUUGCAUUAGAUUAGGGUCUCCAACUCGAAUGUUGUGUUUAAUAAUCUUAGCAAGCCAAGCUUUUCCAACCAGAAAAAGCAGCUGAAGAUGGGUAUGUAAUGGUAGCUUUAUAAGGUGUUACCUACUUCCUUGUCCAACCUGUGUCUUAUCUUAGGGUUGAUUUUCCUUUUCAAAUCAUUAAUAAAGACUGAUAAAACAUG